Messenger RNA from Quercus lobata, 1384 nucleotides. Its product is annotated as chaperone protein dnaJ-like protein. Bases 133 to 1071 code for a protein of 312 amino acids. Lineage: Eukaryota; Viridiplantae; Streptophyta; Magnoliopsida; Fagales; Fagaceae. Gene Ontology annotation, cellular component: chloroplast membrane. The record is from RefSeq and is a predicted model, not a curated record. The transcript is spliced from 8 exons.
GAUUCCCACCGAACCAAACCAAAUCCAUUAAACAAAACUCUCACUCUCACUCUCACACACACACACUCUCUCUCUCUCUCUCUCUCUCUAAAAAAGGAAAUGAAAUUCAACGAAGAAUAGGAGAUAGAAACAAUGGCUCUCCAUCUCCACUCUCACUUUCUUUCACCAAAGCUCGAUACCUCCAAAACCCUCAUUCUCUGUAACUCUUCCAAUGGAUUCCCAAAACCUCUCGCUCUAUUCAAACCCACCUCCUCACCUUCACGUUCACGCUCUCGAUUCCUCUGUUCUUCCUCUUCUUCGUCAAAGGACUCCUCCAACGACCCCAGCAAUUUUUGUAUUAUAGAAGGACCGGAAACUGUUCAGGAUUUUGUUCAGAUGCAGCUAAGGGAAAUCCAAGAUAACAUAAGGAGUAGACGCAAUAAAAUCUUUCUCCUCAUGGAAGAGGUAAGGAGACUGAGAGUACAACAGCGCAUCAAGAAUGUGAAAGUUGUCAACGAGAGCAGUGAGGAAGAAGCGAAUGAGAUGCCAGACAUUCCGUCGUCCAUUCCUUUUCUCCCCUAUGUGACACCAAAGACAUUGAAGCAACUGUACUUGACUAGCGUAUCGUUUAUAUCUGGAAUAAUCAUCUUCGGGGGUUUGAUUGCACCUACACUGGAGCUAAAACUAGGUUUAGGUGGCACCUCAUAUGAAGAUUUCAUACGCAGCAUGCAUUUGCCUCUGCAGUUAAGCCAGGUUGAUCCCAUUGUUGCAUCUUUUUCGGGUGGGGCAGUGGGUGUUAUUUCAGCCAUGAUGUUAAUUGAAGCUAACAAUGUAGAGCAACAAGAGAAGAAAAGAUGCAAGUAUUGCAAUGGAACUGGUUAUUUGGCCUGUGCUCGAUGCUCUGCAAGCGGUGUAUGCUUGAGCAUUGAUCCUCUCUCAGUAUCAAGUGUUUCUGAUCGCCCUUUGCAAGUGCCCACAACUAAGAGGUGUCAAAACUGCUCCGGUGCAGGAAAGGUGAUGUGCCCAACAUGCCUGUGCACCGGAAUGUUGAUGGCCAGUGAACAUGACCCCCGAAUAGAUCCUUUUGACUGAAGAGAAUUGGAGCCUGCUGUAAUUUUCUUGUUUCUAAUGUGACUUACGAGAAAGGAAAAAAAUAAAAGGCCUACUUCAAUUUUCUCAUUGUUGCUCUGAGUCUGAGUAUUAAUCAGGUGAAUUGCCCUGCUUUUGCCAGAGGACUCAGGAGGGAAUAAUUUCUCGCAUUGAUUAUUCGUAGCUAAGCAGCAUUUGCUCCAAAUCAUCAUUAGGAAGGUUUGUCAAUUGCAGUUGUAGUUUACAGUAUCGGCCUUGCAAUCUUUCUGCUGAUAGUUAGAAAUAAAACAAUAUAUAUAAAUGAAUAUUGGCCAAA